This is a messenger RNA of Microthlaspi erraticum, 1098 nucleotides long. The record is from the annotation of a GenBank genome assembly. Lineage: Eukaryota; Viridiplantae; Streptophyta; Magnoliopsida; Brassicales; Brassicaceae.
AUGGCGAAGCAAAGGUCGAAACAGUAUGAACCGAGCAAGACUGGUCCUUUAAAGUUUGGUUUCGAUGGAGAAGAAGACAGUUGGGUGUUUGUUAAAAAGCAGAGAGUCAUCAUUGUAUUGCCUUCUCUUCCUCUCCCUGAACAUUUCACUCCGGAGAAGCCUGAGACUUCUCAGUCACAAGCUGAGUUAAGAGACGGUAUUGCGGAUAUGCAAGCAGAAGCUACUCCUGUUCAUCACACUGUGGUGGUGCCUUCUCUUCCGAUACCUGAACAAUUCAUUUUGCAGAAGCCUGAAACUUCUCAAUCACAAGCUGAGUUACGAGUGGAUAUGCGCGGAACUUCUCUCGCUCAUACAAUGGUGCCUUCUCGUCAUGUAUCUGAACAUUCCACUCUGCAGAAACCUGAAACUUCGCAAUCACAACCUGAGUUAGGAGCUGAUAAGCACGAAACUACUCUUGUUCACACAGUGGUGCCUUCUCUUCAAUCACAAGCUGAUGUUAUUGAAGAUGCACACAUAGUGGUGCCUUCUGUUCCUGUAACUGAACAUGGCAUUUUGGAGAAGCCUGCAGCUUCUCGUUCAAAAUCUGUACUGAGAGGCUUGGUUGGAGAUACUCAUGUUUACACUGUGGAGCCCGAGGCUUGUCCUGAUUUCACCGCAGUGGACAAACCGGAGAUAGUUAGAAGCCGCAAUCUCGCAACCAGGAAAGCUCCAGCUCAGAGGAGAUCACAUCAAGAUAUUAGAACGCAUGCGAGUAGAAGAGUGGAGAAUCACAGGAGCCGUACGCGUCGCAAGCCUUUGAGGUUUCCUAGAGUGAUGUGCAGCUCUGUUGUAAUGGACAACGAGAAGCUGAGAGUGGUGAACCUGGAGAAGAAGGUUGAGAAAGCGGGCGGGUUGAACGAAUGGGUCGGGUCGAUAGGGUUGGGGAGAGAGUUUGAGAGGAUGUUGAGAGGACAGAGGAUGAACAAGUUUCAGGUGGCGAAUCUGACAAUGGAGAAGCUUAAGCAUAUGGGUGCUUUAGCCGUUGGGCCAAGAAGAAAGCUUAUACAUGCUAUUCAUUGUGUCUAUCACCCACAUUGUCUUCGUGCUUCCUUCAACUAA